Molecule: messenger RNA, 4554 nt
Organism: Balaenoptera musculus (blue whale)
Lineage: Eukaryota; Metazoa; Chordata; Mammalia; Artiodactyla; Balaenopteridae
Gene: CCSAP
Product: centriole, cilia and spindle associated protein
Exons: 4
Coding region: 131-958 (275 amino acids)
Biological process (GO): regulation of mitotic spindle assembly
Cellular component (GO): spindle; ciliary basal body; axon
Molecular function (GO): microtubule binding
Source: RefSeq, a predicted model, not a curated record
GAGAGCCGGUGGCUCCGGGCUGCUGCGCCACGCGCGUAGAGGACCGGCCAGCGCCGCGGGGCCGGGGGCGCACGGAGAAGGCGACAGCGCGGCACGGAACGGCGGGCACUCGGGGCCGGCGGGCGGCACCAUGUCCCCGGGGAGCGGCGUGAAGAGCGAGUACAUGAAGCGCUACCAGAAGCCGCGCUGGGACGAGUACGGGCCGUGCUACCGCGCGCUGCUCCACUACCGCCUGGGCCGCCGGCUGCUGGAGCAGGCGCACGCGCCCUGGCUCUGGGACGACUGGGGCCCGGCCUGCGCCUCGGACGACUCGGCGUCGUCGGCGUCCUCGGGCGCCGGGGCCCCCGCGCCCCAGUGCGCCCCGGCCUCGCCGCCGCCGCCCGUGGAGCCAGCGGCGCGCGAGGAGCCGGAGCAGCGGGCGCGCGCGGCCCCGGAGGAGGAGCGGGGCGCGGAGGCCGCGGGGGACGCGGAGGCCAGGGACGCGGAGGACGCGGAGGACUCGGCGCUGCCAGCACUGCCAGUGAAAGACAUAAAAGAAAAACCUGAACGACAGAUCAGGACCAGAGAGCCUGACAAAUUACCCAGCAGUACCGAACCUCAACAACCACCAAGUGCCUUACCUGCCAGAGGAAGUAGGAGAGCGGUCAAGAGUCCUCAAAGGUCAUCAACUAAAAUUAAAGAACAUAAGCAUCCGUUUGCCCUUUAUGGGUGGGGAGAGAAACAGACGGAUACAGGAAGCCAAAAAACUCACAACGUCUGUGCUUCUGCCUCAGUGCAUGAGAUCCAUGAAUCGGCGCUGCGAGCCAAGAGCAGGAGGCAGGUGGAGAAGAGGCGGCUGGCGGCGCAGAGGCAGCGGGCGCACUCCGCCGACGUGGACAGAACCAGGCGCGUCAAGCCUGCCUCGUCCGAGAACCCGUGGAUGACAGAGUAUAUGAGAUGCUACUCCGCCAGGGCUUGAGCGCAGGGACAGCUGCUCAGACGACCUCUUUUAAAAGGUGUAAAUGAAAGAGAGGAAAAAACAAAACAAAAACCAUCAAAAGAAACUGGACACAGGUUUAAGAAACCAGCUGAUCAUGCAAGAUUUUUCUUAGGGAAUUUCCAAAAGAUUGUCUCUUUCGAUGAAUCCUGGUCACCUACCUCAGCAGUAGGGUGACAGCUGAAAGCCAUAGACAUUUGGUUAUUUAUGAGAAUUCCCUAAAUCUUUGAUAUUCUUAUAAGGGUUUUGUUUUCAAGCAUCUUAAUCUUCUAAGAUACUGACACCAAAUGCCUUUAAAUGGCUUACAGAUUCUUAACUUCAGUAUCUUCCCUCAGUUUAGGUGGAGCCUGUGUUGCUCUGUUCUGAACGACUUCGGAGAUUCCAUAGCUGGUAAGGUCACACCAGCUGUGGCAGAAGACUCAUUUUCCUUAUGUGUAGAUUUCUUUGUGAAAGAAUAUCACAUUAAAAGUGAGUUUCAACGCUAGUACUGAUUCCAUGUAUAGUGAAAGUAGAGCUUUGGUAGUUCCUAACAAUUAAACCUUCUUUUGCAUUUCAGUUCAGCACCACUUCGUGUGGGCUGUGAUAUUUAAGAAUUAUUGGGCUGGGUGAGGGUCAUCUUUUCUCUUUAAAUUGUCAUCUAGGCACUUAUUAAUAGUUUAAUAGUUCAAGUGCAUUCCAGUAAACAAAGUGCCAGUGCAGUGUGUUUAGAAGUAGUACUGGUUUCUUUUGAGUCAAAGACUGUCACUUUUGAUUGUGAGAUUUUUUAAGAACACAUAAUGGGGUACCGUUCACUUGCUGCAGUCUGGCCUUCUGACACACACCCACUGUGGACUUUGCCUCCUUUCUGAUAGUUUGGCAAUGACAUUUAUAAUUUAAUCGUCCUGCCCACUGGGGAUGGGGACGGAUUUUAAGAUACCCAUUAGAGAUGUGGACCACCCCUACUUUCUCCUCCAUAGAACUCACCAGUAACAAAGCCUUGAUGACGUACAUUGUUCAGAGUUUUGGUUGAAAUACAUUCCUCCUAGGUUGCUAGCCGGUAGGUCUUGUGUAGAACCUAACGCGAGAGGAUGCUGGUGUGUGCGUGGGCAGAGGUGUAUGUAAAUGAAGUGCUCCUUUUCUCUAGUACAUUUGCUUUUGUGGUAGAAAGUGAUUUUGAGAAACACUGCUUUCCAUCCAGGAGAGACAGGAAUCUGCAGGAAGGAUGAAUGGUAAACUCCUCAUAGGAGAGAAGGAAGUACUUUGCCAACUUAGCACGUGCAGGCGUGUGAAUGAAAAUCUGGUGUUUGUUGUGAGUUUGAGCAUUUCCUUGACAUUUUUACUCUGGGUCUUUGAAGUAUUAUGGUCAAUUUUUAGAAGACAAAUGUUUUAUUCCAUGUAAAAUCUUCACACAGUAUCAUCUUACACAACUGUAUUAAGUUUUGCAAACCCAUACUGAAGAAUCAUGAGCUUUUUAAAAAAAAAAAAAAACUUUAAAAAUAUUUGCAUUGUUUUUAGGUGAAUACAUCGUGAGCUCUCCUGGUCACUGCGAUGUAUAUUUAGUACGAAGAAGGUCUGUGUGUUGUCCAAAAGGACCUCUCUAGUGAUUCUGGUGAAUCUUGCUGUUAUUAUAGUCCUUAAACAUUGCAGGUACCUAAAGAUGAAAUUCCUGUGGCGUCGUGAUGGUGGAACCUGUUUCUUGAAAAUCACUUCCUGCAUGUUCGGUUUCAGCCACCGGCUCUGGCGUUCCAUUCCCGUUGCAGCUGACAAUCUUAGGAAGAGGCCGAGGGGAGUAGCUCGGGUGCACACGGAUGGACUGUCUUAGAAACCCGACCCUUCGAGGCUCUGAGCAAGCCACACUCUCUCCUUUAGAAAACAGACUCAUAUUCAAUGUGCUUACUUAUUACUGCAAACUCCAGAUGCAGAUCUGGAAGAACCUAGAGGGCAAUACUGGCCAAUUUUUCCCCAUUUUUAAGUAGAGGACAAAUGAACAAAAUUUUUAAAGUACUUUUAAUGUGCAUGAACAAUGAAUGAGUCAAUUUGAAGUACUUGUGAGUCCCCUUCCUAUGUCCAAGUCAUUAGUUGGUUAGGGUUUCUUUACUUUUCUUUCUCUUUAGGGGUAAAGAUUAUCUUUUAAGCCUACAAAAUUUUUUAAGUUGUAACAAUUUGAUGUCCUACUUUUUCCUUCUCAUUCUAGAAACUGAUGUUGUGAUCAUGUUCCCAUUUCUUUGGACAACUUAUAAGACGGCAAGGUAGUUUAAAAUUACCUAUCAUGUUGAAAAGUCUGAAACUGAGAAUCCAGUGAUAUUUAAAAUAUAGAAUAAAAUAGUUGCUACAUAGGACUCUCUUUUUAAAAUUUUGGUUUUAAGUUCUUAAUUAAAACAAUUUGCCAUAAACAUGUUUUCUGUGUUACUUUUAUUAAAAGCAAUAAUAGAAUAUUGAGUAGCACCUGAACACCUCCACUGGACCAAGGUGAGUGAGAACUAAAUAGGAAUCUGUCCGUUUUCUUUCUUUUAAAACCUAAAAGAUCACUCUCAUUUAGGAGGUGUCAAAAUGCUUGUACUCCCCUACUGUCAGAAAAUUUCCAAGCACAUAUAUACAUUUUUUCAAGUUUACUAUAAGUAAAAUAGGGCAUAGGUUAUCUGAAUUAACUUGUAAGGUAGUAAGCACACAUUUGUGGUGCUUCUUAUGAAAGAGCUUUGUCAUUGAUUCAUCAAAUGUAAAUUGCUAGUAACCUGAAAGGUGUGUAUACUGGGUCACAUAAACUCAACCAACUAAACUGCACAAAAGAAAAGGUGGCUUUUGAGUUCUAAGGCUGUGCUGGCCGUAAACUUUAUCAAUGGAAGGUUAGUAAUUGAUAAUCAAAGUGUUCAAACGUAUUAUUGGCAAAGAGGGAGAGAGGCCAAGCAUAUGUUAGAAGUAAAAACAACUUUCCUUGUUGACUGCUUCAGUAGAAAAUAGUUUAGUGGAUAGUUUUACAUUUCACUGGACUAGAUACAAAAUGGUGCUAAUAUUUACACAGUCUGAUUCUGUAGUUGGUUUGGGAUCAAACUGUCAAUGCCUGACUCAUAAGGUUCUUACUAUAGUCUUGUGAUCAGCUAAAUAAUAUUUAAAAAGUGAUCCUGAAAGUGUGACCUUGUAUUUGAAAUGGAUUUUGUACAGUAGGAUGAAUAGGGAGCUCUUCAAUGUAAGGUGUGUGCUUAAUACCAGAUUCUGUGCAAGGAGUGACGUCUAGGUCUUGGGCCCAGAUUUGCUCCCUUCCAGCCUGCUAGUGUGAGAGGGGGGAAAGCUGCUCGUCUAUUAUUUAUUUCCAUUUUGAAAGUCAGGACACCUGAGUGAAGACAGUAGAGGCCUCUUUUUGGAUUUCUUUUAUAAUUAGCAAAACUGUAUUUAAGAAUGGUCUCCCUGUGUUGUUAUUGUAUAUUUAUUUUGAGCACUGCGUUCACUUUAACAUUCUGAAGAACAAAGGCUGGGCACUUACCAUCACAAGGCUCAGGCAGUGGGAAUUUGGGGCUGUGUUUUCUAAGAACUAUGUAUUGCUUUUCGCUUGUAUUGAAUAUUGCAGUUACUUGGAAAAAUGUGAAUAAAAUUCAUUAAUGUUA